Molecule: messenger RNA, 601 nt
Organism: Lactuca sativa (garden lettuce)
Lineage: Eukaryota; Viridiplantae; Streptophyta; Magnoliopsida; Asterales; Asteraceae
Product: V-type proton ATPase subunit G1
Biological process (GO): proton transmembrane transport
Cellular component (GO): vacuolar proton-transporting V-type ATPase, V1 domain; vacuolar proton-transporting V-type ATPase complex
Molecular function (GO): ATP hydrolysis activity; proton-transporting ATPase activity, rotational mechanism
Source: RefSeq, a predicted model, not a curated record
AAUAUGAGAAAGAGUCAUCCGGCAUCCAAUAUUAACGGCAUCGUCUCUGUAACCUCAACUUCCUAACACCCCCUUCUCUCUCUCUCUCCCGGAGACAUUUCAUCAUCUUCUCCACCAGAUCGCAACUCUCUGUUCCAAACAUUAAGGUAUGGAAGAUUAUAGACGACAAGGUGGAAUCCAGCAAUUGCUAGUUGCUGAACAAGAAGCUAGACAAAUAGUCAACACUGCAAGAACUGCAAAACUUAAUAGACUAAAGCAAGCAAAAGAUGAAGCUGGAGAAGAAGUAGCUAAAUAUCGCGCCAAUAUGGAGAAAGAAUUCCAGAAAAUAAUCUCAGAUUCGACUGGUUUUUCUGGAGUGAAUGUGAAGAGGCUGGAUGAAGAGACAGCUACAAAGAUCGAUCAGUUGAAAAAACAAGCUGCAAAAGUUUCACCAGAAAUUGUCAAGAUGCUCAUGACCCAUGUCACAGGUGUCAAGAUUUGAAUCAUUUUGGACAUGCUUAAAAAGGAUUUUGUUAUCCUUCUUGAUUAGUAACUUUUAAUCUCUUUUUUGGGAUAAAUAAAUUAAUGCAGCAUUUUCUGUGCUGAUGUCAUCUUUUUUCUA